This is a messenger RNA of Gossypium arboreum, 476 nucleotides long. RefSeq names its product PHD finger-like domain-containing protein 5A. The coding region runs from base 1 to 333 and encodes 110 amino acids. The record is from RefSeq and is a predicted model, not a curated record. The transcript has a single exon. NCBI's taxonomy places the organism in Eukaryota, Viridiplantae, Streptophyta, Magnoliopsida, Malvales, Malvaceae. Gene Ontology annotation, biological process: mRNA splicing, via spliceosome. Gene Ontology annotation, cellular component: precatalytic spliceosome; U2 snRNP; catalytic step 2 spliceosome.
AUGGCCAAGCAUCAGCCGGAUUUGAUCAUGUGCCGGAAGCUGCCUGGUAUUGCGAUAGGACGACUGUGCGAGAAACAUGAUGGAAAAUGCGUAAUCUGCAACUCCCUCGUUCAUCCUAGCACGCUUGUCCGGAUCUGCGAUGAAUGCAGCUAUGGCUUGUUUCGACAUAAGUGUGUUAUCUGUGGAGAUGUAGGAAUAUCCGAUGCAUAUUACUGUAAAGAGUGUACACAACUAGAAAAAGACCGAGAUGGUUGUCCCAAAAUCGUUAACUUCGGGAGUACUAAAACCGACUUGUACUACAAGCAUAAGAAAUAUGAUUUUAAGAAACGAUGAUUGCUGUAUAACUUGUUGGGAUUAGGUAGCUUGGAACUGCAUAUCGAGACUUCGGGUUUCGACUUUGUUGUAUGUUAGAUGAUGUUAUCUCAAGUACGAUGGCCCGGAUUAACAUACAUAUCUGCUAUGCAAACAAUUUGUCU